CGGGCGCACGGGGCGGGAUCGCGGCUGCUGGCGGGACGGCCGGGCCGGGAAGGGACUGGACGGGCCGGGGAGCUGGGCGCGGCCAGGGCGGGCCGGGGCGGGCCGGCGGGAGGAGCCCGACCACCUCCGCCGCCACCGCCGUCGCCAACGCCUGCAGGAAUUCUGCUGGUGCCACCCUAUGGACCCAAGGGCUGGUUUUUCUGGUUUGCUCCCCUGGGGCGAUUUGCAUAAUUCUUUGAAGAACCCUCCAGAAGCUGAAUAACCUGUUUUCAUUGGACUUGGAAAGAGGAGAGGCCCAGGGUGGUUUCUCCAAAUCUGGAGCCAGGAAUGGCCACAUGGGACAGGCCAAGCCAGAAGCAGCCUCAGGGGACCGAGCCAGCUGCAGAGAGGGAACCCGUGGGCCGGGAGCUGGCAGAGGCCAACCGCUUUGCCUAUGCUGCCCUCUGUGGCAUCUCCCUGUCCCAGCUGUUUCCAGAACCUGAGCAGAGCUCCUUCUGCACAGAAUUCAUGGCAGGCCUGGUGAAGUGGCUGGAGCUGUCUGAAGCCGUCCUGCCAACCAUGACUGCUUUUGCCAGUGGCCUGGGAGGUGAAGGAACUGACAUGUUUGCUGAGAUUUUACUGAAGGACCCCAUCCUGAAGGGCGACCCAUCACUGAUCACUCAGGACCUUCUGAGCUUCUCACUCAAGGAAGGACGCUAUGAUGCUCGGGCCAGAGUCCUCGUCUGCCAUAUCACCUCCCUGCUCCAGGUGCCCUUGGAGGAGCUGGAUGUUCUUGAAGAGACAUUCCUGGAAAGCCUGAAGGAAACCAGAGAGGAGGAAUCUGAAACCGCUGAGGCUUCCCGGAAGAAGAAAGAAAACCGGAGGAAGUGGAAGCGUUAUCUCCUGAUAGGCCUGGCAACCGUCGGAGGCGGGACAGUGAUUGGUGUGACUGGGGGUCUCGCAGCCCCCCUGGUGGCCGCCGGAGCUGCGACAGUCAUUGGCAGUGCUGGGGCAGCGGCCCUGGGCUCAGCGGCUGGCAUAGCUGUCAUGACCUCGCUGUUUGGUGCAGCUGGAGCAGGCCUUACAGGGUACAAGAUGAAGAAGCGGGUCGGGGCCAUUGAGGAGUUCACGUUCCUUCCUCUGACGGAGGGCAGGCAGCUGCACAUCACCAUCGCCAUCACUGGAUGGCUCGCGUCUGGCAGAUACCGCACCUUCAGUGCCCCAUGGACUGCCCUGGCCCACAGCCGGGAACAGUAUUGCCUGGCCUGGGAAGCCAAGUACCUGAUGGAGCUCGGCAAUGCCCUAGAGACCAUCCUCAGUGGCCUUGCCAACAUGGUGGCCCAGGAGGCUCUCAAGUACACCGUGCUGUCUGGCAUCGUGGCCGCCCUGACCUGGCCCGCCUCGCUCCUCAGUGUUGCCAACGUCAUCGACAACCCCUGGGGUGUGUGUCUCCAUCGGUCAGCGGAGGUUGGCAAGCACCUGGCCCACAUCCUGCUCUCAAGGCAGCAGGGCCAGCGACCUGUCACCUUGGUUGGCUUCAGCCUGGGAGCCAGAGUCAUCUACUUCUGUCUGCAAGAGAUGGCCCAGGAGAAAGUGGCCAUGCCGGGGCACUUGGGAAGAAAGACAUCAGCAGCUGAGCCAGCUCUCCUGUGGGUGAACUCACUUGGCACCUGAAAGGCUGCAGGACCCGCUCCAUCUGGGCACUGAGUGAACAGAAGGGACCGGAUGACUAUGUGCUGUGACAGGAAGCUGCGGCUGGUGUUGAAAGUUUGAUGCUGUUACGAUCGGGGAAGCCAGGCGUGUCUAAAUCCUAGCUCUGGAGCUCACUCCCUUUCUCUCCUACUGGCUUCCCAAGCAAAAUAAACACAGAAGCUCCAGGUCCGUGAUGACCAGACCUAACACCACCUGGACUCACCUGGUAACCCCCCAAAGGAUGGAAGAAGCCAUGCUGGACCCCGUGGCAGGUGCAGAACCCAAAAGCUCCAGAGCUGAUGUGGGGCCAGGUUUCUUAGCCAGUGGCACAGAGAAAAGAAGGCCCCAUGUGAGACAAAUUCAAGGCCUGUGUGUCCUCUGCUACCAAGCUACAUGCCCAGCCCUGGAUAGAGAGCCCGAGAGAAAGUGGCUCCACCUGCCUCAAACAACUUGGCAAGCACAGGCAAGGAGCAGAGCUGCCAUCGGGUUUCCUUUUGCAUGAAAACCUGGGAACUAGCACCUGGGACCCUUCAGUGUCCUUCCACUUGGUCAGUCAACUGACCAAGCAGGUGGCAGAGAGAUGCCCAGGCAUGAAAAGAGACAAGGCUGAGAUUUCCUGUGUCCCUGCAGCUCUGAGUUUAGGAACCCAGGCUCCUUACAACCAGGGAAUCCUUCCUGCAAGAGCUGCCAGGGUGUUUUAUUCUGGAACCUGAUCAGCCUAGCCUGCCUUAAGACCUGAUCUAGCCAUUUGUAGACAUGCUUCCUGCUCUGAACUAUAAAGUAUGUGUAGAAUGAAUUGAUUGAAAGUCUGCUUAUAACUACCCAAAAAGCCACAGUUUUCCAUGCCACGGUCAAAACCAGGCAUGGUGGCACAUACCUGUAAUCCCAACAUUUAGAAAACGGAGGCAGGAGGAUCACCAUGAGUACGAGGCCAGUCUGGGCUACAUGGCGGGACCCUGUAUCAAACAAACAAACAAACAAAAAAAAAGAUAAUAGACUCAAGUCAGAAAGCCCUAUGUUCAAAGCCUGGCUCCUCACUUAUAACCGUGUUAAGUUACAUGAGUUUUUCAAGCCUUCCUCAUUAGCAAAGUAGAUCAGAUGAUACCUGCUUCAUUAAGAUUAAUAAACUAGCACAAAUGUAAAGCCUGGAGCACAUAGUAAUGCUCAGUGGUUGGCUGAGGUCACUGCGCAGGAGGUGGGCUGCAGUCCGGAGAGCACUGGAAUACUGUGAAGGGUUCAGUCACAGUGUGAUGGGCCAGAGGGCACGUCAGCGUUGUCCUGGGGUCAGUACUGCACAGUGGACCUUGGUUCAUUCCUUCAGCUCAUGAAUAGCAGAGAUUGUGCACUGGAGGUUUUCAAAGGACAUUUGAAGUCAUCUGGUACAAACCGGUGCACUCUACAGGAUCCUUUGUCCAUCGAAGGUGUCCACUCAGCUCUGCUUAGUUGCUUCCAGUGUUAGGAAUCUUACUACUCUGCUGCGGGUAAGAGGAAUUUAGAAACUGCAAUUUAAGAGGAGAAUCAAAUCACCCAGUAAUGGUUCUUAAGGCUGUUGCUGUACCCCUGUCUUCUGCUAAACAACAGAUUCUGGGUUUGGGGGUCCCUGUCUCUGUCACUGUAGCAUGAGAUGUCACUGUGUGAAUUCUGACCUUCUGGGUCAGAAUGUUCUAGUAUGUUCUAGUAUGUUCUAGAGUGGUCUAGUAUGUUCUUCGUCACUCUUUAUUUCUCCCAUUGGUUGGUUAGUCAUUUACUGAAACAUCAUUACUCCAUCACCUUCUUCAAAGGAUUUGCAGGUGUUUAACAAAUAGAACCAUUAGAGCAACAACUUGUGGAUAAAUGCAAAGUAUCAGAGCCUGGGGAAAAAAAAUCAGCCUGCACAGGAGAUAUGAUCCCAUUGGCAAGAUCCUCUGUAGAGCGCCCAAGCCUGGAUCUGAAGUCCAGCUCUGCUUCUUCCAAACUGAGCAACAGACACAAUGUACAUAGGCUCUAGGCCUCAGUCUCCUCACCUGAGAAGGGGUUCAACUAAUACUGCCCUUAUAAGACCAUUAAAAGGACUAAGUGGGAUCAUGGACAUAAAACACUUGCCAAGCUCCCCGCAAGUGUAGGCCAUCUGUAGCCGGCACCUUUCCUUUUAGGAGUUGAAAGCUCAAAUGGUUCCCCCGUCUCUGCCUUUGGCAAGCUAGGGAGGUCGGGCGUGAGGAGGUCGCCGUGGCUGAGAAUGACCUUGACAAGCUGCCUGUCGGUACAGAGAUAUGUUGGAGACACUGCAGCAGGGACUUUCUGCCUGCAGUUUUGGCUUCCACUAUGGUGAGCACCUGGGCAUUUGGAAAAGUCAAUUAGGUGACGAGUCUCGAGCUGGAUUUUCACUUGGGUGGUUUUACAUUUUGUACUAAGCUGCUGUAAAAGAGGAGACUUUGCAGGACUGUUGUGUGUGAAUCUCAGACUCAGCAGUGAAAGGGUGGGGUUGAGUCCUGGUACAUUCCUCUGCUCAAGUUGGAUAGAAAAUGCUCACUCCUUGCAAUACAAACCAUUGUUACAAGGAGAAGAGAGCGGGUGUGUAUGGAGCACCUGCUGUGUACUUGUGGGAACAGACCCACCUUGAUUGUUUUUUUUCUAGUCAUUUGGAAGUGUGGACUUCCUGGAAAUACAUUUUCUUGUUGGGUUUGCUUUGCUUUGCUUUGAGACAAGGUCUCGCUAUAUAGUUCAGGCUGGCCUUGAACUCAUUAUGUAAACCAGGCUGGCCUCAACCUUACAUAGCUCUUCCUGCCUCAGCCUCCCGAAUCCUGGGAUUACAGGCAUGGGCCCUCGAGCCUGAUUUGCAGUUCCAUUUUUAAAGUUGGGGAACUUGAAGCUCAGGGAGUUUAGAUGACUUGUCCAAGAGCACACAGCCAGCAGUUAGCAACACUGGGCUUCUAAUCCCAGGUGUCUCAUCCUGACCAUUCCCUAUUAACUGCUUCUUUGUGCUGCCUCUUGUGACAAGCUUGCUGUCCUUAGCCUUAAAGCAGGGAAGUUACAGUACCAAACACACCUCCAGGGGCCUAGACGCUAGGGGCUGUGGUGAUUCAGAUGAGAGGUCCUCUCCCUCCAGAGCGCAGAGAAAGCUUCAAGGGGAGCGGCAGCUUUCUAAUGGCUCCCCGGAGCUGUGAGCCCAGCAGGAGGCCUGAGGGUCUGGGACUGGCAGUGCCCAAGAUCCAGAAGCAGGAAAGAGACUGCUGGGGAGGGCCAGUGACCCGAGCCAAGAUUUUUCAACCACUUUGAGAGGAUAGUUUGCAGAGAGGAACAGGGUCAGAAGUGCAGGCUUGCCUUGAGUGUUCAGGGGUAGCAUUUUCAUGGGAUGGAUGUAUUUAUCUGUCAGUCAACAAACUGCUCUUGGGAACCUACCGUGUACCAGGAGCAGUGUAGGGCAGAGGUGACCAUGAACUGACCGCUCCAUUCUGCCAGGUGAGACCUCAGCACCUAGACCCUUAGCACCACAGAAACAGGCUGCACAAAUGCUCCUUGAACUCCCCAAACAAAGGGCUGAGCACCUCCUGCUGUACCCCUGAGCUACUCCCCAGCCCUUUUUAGUCUUUCCUUUGAGACAGGGUCUCACUGAGCUGCCCAGGCUGGCCUCAAGCUUGUGAUCCUCUUGUCUUAGCUGCCUGAGUAAGGAGAUGACAGAUGUGUGCCACGGCAACCAGCUGUGUUCCCUUUCUUUUAAAAAAAGAAGAGGACUAGGGGUGUAGCUCAGUGGUAAAGGCAGGGUGCUUGCUAUAUUCAUAAGGACCCGGGUUUGAUUCCCAGCAUUGCCUAAAUAAGUUUUAUUUGAUCACAAAGAGAAAUGGAACAGGAGAAUGAGAGAGAAAAGUAUCUAAAUUCCAUAAUGACACUUGCAGUGAGACUUUGAACACAUAAGUGUUGCUCUGAGCUUUCCCACUGUAAAGCAGAAGUCAUGCUUACUUAUUACUUGGGAUCAUUGCAAGGAGUAAAUGAAAUAACAGAUACAAAAAGCAAUUAGUCUGGCCAGGGAGUUAGCUCACUAGCACAAUUGCCUACCUGGCAAGCUUGAGGUCAUGAGUUCGAUUCCCGGUACCAAAAACAAAAGCAAUUAGUCCUGAGCCUACCCUAAAGGAAACUGUGAUCCUGAAGAAGAAAAGAGGAGGAAGUGGAUUAAGAAAGGGAAUUCCCUUACUGCACUAUGGCUCAGUGCUAGAGCCCUUGCCUAGUAUGUGUGAGGCCCUGGGUUCUAAUCCCAGCAUUGCCAAGAUAAGAAUAAAGAAAAAUGAAGAGACAAAGAGAAUUCCAGAACCUGGUCUUAAACCAGCCAACCCAAAGCCCCUCAGCAGCAAAGGCUUCCUCUCCUCGCCUGUCCCUUCGUUGCCCCCGAAGCUGGGCCACCAUCCCGGGUCCUGAGGUUUGCAAAAUGAAACCAAGGCAUGGAGGGUUCAUCAGUGCUCACACGUACGUCUGCCCAUCCUGACCCUUGAGUCUCAAAAUUCCCACAUAGUUGAAAAUUAUGUCUGAGCUGUCACUCGACGCCAGCUGAAAUGCAGCAGACCGUCCCCUGCCCCCGGUCAGCUGGCUCUUUCAUCUCCCUGAUAGCAGGCAUCAUGUUUGAUGUGAUUUAUUUCCCUUCCAUGGAAUUGCAUCCACCAGUUGCUUUAUCCUCAGACAGACCCAGCUUUUAGUCCCUUGGGGGGAGCAAGGCAAGGUCAGGCAGAACCGAUUGGUUUCCAGGGUCCCAGGGUGUGGUAAUAGCUUUAUUACUUUGCGUGGCCAAAUGAAAAAGCUGGGAAUCAAAAAGGGGAAAUGAGGGCUUAGUCUGUGCCUUAAAGAAUUCAUCCCAAAUCCCAGUAAUAAUACAUCCAAACGGGCGCCUCUAAGCAAUUCUUCCCAGUGUGACCCUCCUUCCUUUGGGGAGAGCCAGGCCGUUCAGUCAAAGCCCCCUUUCUCCUUUCUCGGUCUCGGUCCCUUUUGUGGCUUCUCCCUGCGUUUAUGAUGUGCACAUGUGUGUAUCUUUGCAAUGGAUCCCAUUUGUGUUAGACUCAGUCUGCGCCGUUUCCUUCCAGCGCUGUCUGGCGGACUCGCAGUCCGGAGAUAAUUCUCUCCUUCCUUUGCCACCUUAUCACUCACCGCACACGCGAACCCCUGCCAGGCGGGAGAAAAUCCGUCCAUUUUGCUUCUUGAACUUGAGAUGCUUUGGUCUUGGCAGCCAGGAGAAUCUCAUUACUGACAACGUGACGGGCAUGUGGGAUGCGGGCAGCUGCCUGGACAGUUAUUCCAUGCAGUUUCCGGGAAGCUCUGUGCAGCAGCUUCGCCUGAGUUUAAGGAAGUUGUAGGGAAGGAUGGGCUGACAGAGGUCGGUCAGGCUGCUCCCAUCGGCACAGCGCCCCUCACCACACAGAAAGGUUUCCAGGGGGCUCUGGACAGAGCAGGCCCUCUGUGUUUAAGCGGGUCACAUGCUUGAGAAUGUUUGAGUUUGCAAAAACUCAGUCCAUAUCCAGUUUCUAAGAACAGGGGUGUGGGGGGAACUGACAUUCACUGCUGUGAACAAGCUGACCCAUCUCAGCCCUCGAUGGGUUCUGCAAAGCUUUAAGAACCCCCAGCUUGCUGGCAGAGGCGACUGGCCACAGUGCCAUUCCAGGAGUGUGGGGCAAACUGCCAGGGCAUGAUCAGAGCAGUGAUUUAUCUAAACCCUGAUCAAUAAAAGGAGAGGAGGAGAACUGUGCCACCACGGGAAUGUCCUGGGGGCUUCUGAGCCGUACAUUUAGAAAAGGAAGAAAUGGGCAACCUUAUGUGAUACGUUUCACUUUACCAUAAUGAAAAAUUGAAAAAAAAUAAGUGGAGGAGGAAGUGUCCAGCUGCAGUUCCCAGCUCUUCAGCUGCUUCCCAGCAUGCCCGCUUCCCACCACUGCUGAGCACCCAGAACAGUUGCUGCUGUUCUUGGCUGGGCAGCAGCAAAUAUCGAUGGCCUGGCCCUCCCCAAAGACGACCUCCCAUCUCUGGCAUUCUGCGUAACUGCCACGUGGAUGGUCUACAUAGCAAGAAGAACAGGGCGGGCACUGCCCAGGCUGUGUGCCACACCCCAUCCUGUGCACACAAAUACCCUCUGGCCCUGGGAAAUGGGGAGUAUUAUCUUACAAGUUCAGCACACCGAAUCCAAGGAUCUCAAAUCCAAACUGCUCCAAAAUGCAGAAUUUUUUUCAGUGCCUAGCAAAUGCCCUCAGUAGACAAUUCCACACCUGACUCAGUCAAAACCCAGACGCACUACAAAUAUAAAGUUGCCUUUCAUCCAUGUGAAUAAGGUGUAAAUGAAACGUAAGUGAGUUGGUGUUUAGACUCGGGACCUAUCCCCGGGAUAUCUCAAUACGUAUAUGUAAAAACCGCAAAAUCAGAAACACUGCUGGCCCCAAGCAUUUCAGAUGAUGAAUAUUCAACCGACAUCUUCCUUUUACAAAUAAAGUGAGACUUCCAGUUUUGAAAGUCCUGACCUCAGUUAAUGUAGUGGCAUGGCUAGUAUUUAAAUCCAAAUUUCUGUUACACCAAUUUCUCUAACCCAGUUCCGCUGCACUGGUUGGUGGUUCCCGGUCUUUCUGAGUACAGGGUCCCUUCCUGAUGGCAAGCGUUUUCAGACUACACAUGCAAGCAGCCUUACCAUAGUGCUGACUGAUGGAGAAAAUACGGCUGGUGGAGCACUUGCCUGACAGAUGCAAGGCCCUGGGUUCAAUCCCCAGCACUUCAGGGAGCCAGGAAAGAAGGGGAGAGGGAAGGGAAGGCAAGGGAAAGGUAGCGAAAAGAUACAACAGACAUGUCACUCUGAAUCCAGGAAUUCUGUAACACAACAGCAUAUGCACGUAGUCUUGAAAUCAUGCUGGUCAGUUAUGAGACUUUAGAGACAUUUAACUGGGUGUCAGAUGGGGGUACGCAGUUGGCUUCUCAGGCCCUAGUGUCACUCUUGGUCUUUGCAUUCUGAGCUUUGGUGUCACCCACCAGCGAGAGGCCAGGGGACGCUGAGUCUCUGCUCCACGUGGGCUGGGCCUGCGGGGUAGAAGCUUCGCUCCACAGUGAGUGCCAGGUGCUCCCUGGGGCUGCCACGAGCCCCUGAGUCUAGGACAGUGUUGGCUUUCAGAAUCAUUCAUGGAUUUCCUCGCCUGCUGAAGACCGCUGGCUUUCAGAGAAGGGUCGCUGCCCGGGAGCAGAGCCUUAGAAAUGAGUGGCCGAAAGGCUGAGGACGGCCGUUAAAUUCUGUGUGCCGCACAGUGUUCCGAGAUCCUCGGCCAUAGCUGCCGGAAGAACUUGUGCCAGGGGGUGAGGGAACAGGAAAAGACCCCACACACCUUGCAUUUAUUCUCAGCAUGAAGAUUUUAUACGAUGGAGUCUUUUUUCUUUCAUUUGUACCACGAAUGCUAACUGAGCACUAAUCUCCAUGCCAUGCACUGGGAUUCAAUGGUAAAGUCAGAGACGAUGAUCCUAGCCCUGCAGAGCUUACUGUUCACCACUAAGACCUGGAAAGGAAAACUGGACAGCCAUCAGAUAGUGACCCAUCGGUGGAGAAAAGUAAAGGGGCAAGGUGGCUGGGGUAGCAGUCAGGGUGGGAAGUGGCCUGCAACUGUCCUUGGGGAGGACAAGGAAGCGUGUGGGUGUCCAGGAGCAGAGCCCUCAGCAGGAGGGAACCACAGGGCGGAGGUCUGGCGCGUGCUGACACAUUAAAGCCAGUGCAGCCGAGCAGAGCCAGUGAGGGGCAGAGCCGUGAAGUCAUGCAGGGCUUCUGAGGCCAUCACGGUGCCUGAACUUUGACUCCCCAAGAGGAUCCAGGUAGAGAGGUGACAGGAUCGGGCUCCUCUGCUGUAUAACUUGCUUAUCACAAGAGCCGCUGGAUCAUGUGUUAAAAAAUAAAAUGAAGAGGUGAACACCUGGUGGUGCACAUCUGUAAUCCCAGCACACUGGGGCAGAGAGAUCGGAAGUCGUGGGGUCCAGUCUGAGCACUGUAGUGAGACUCUUGUCUCCAACUAGAAAAUAACAAGGGCUCCAAAGGCCCUAGACUCAAUGUCCAGCGCUGGAGGAAGGAGAGAGAAAAAAUAGAGA
Molecule: messenger RNA, 9732 nt
Organism: Cavia porcellus (domestic guinea pig)
Lineage: Eukaryota; Metazoa; Chordata; Mammalia; Rodentia; Caviidae
Gene: Tmco4
Product: transmembrane and coiled-coil domains 4
Exons: 14
Coding region: 328-1653 (441 amino acids)
Source: RefSeq, a predicted model, not a curated record